UUAUAUUUUUCUUUUCAUUAGACAAGAAGUUAUGAAAUGGAAUGGAUGGGGCUAUAAUGAUUCCAAGUUCUUCUUCAAUAAGAAGGGCCAGGUUGAGCUGACUGGGAAAAGGUACCCUCUUAGUGGCUUGGUUUUACCGACUUUGAAAGACUGGAUCCAAAACACCCUUGGAGUAAGUGUGGAGCACAAAACUACCUCUAAAGCAUCCUUAAAUCCUAGUGAAGUACCUCCUUCUCUUGUAAAUGAAGAUUUCCUUCAGGAACUUAAAGAAACGCAUAUUUCCUACUCACAGGAAGCAGAUGAUCGAGUGUUCAGAGCUCACGGUCAUUGUCUUCAUGAGAUAUUUUUGCUCAGGGAAGGGAUGUUGGAACGGAUUCCUGAUAUAGUUGUUUGGCCAACGUGUCAUGAUGAUGUAGUUAAGAUUGUGAAUCUAGCAUGCAAAUAUAACCUUUGUAUCAUACCAAUUGGUGGAGGAACAAGUGUAUCAUAUGGCUUGAUGUGUCCUGCAGAUGAGACAAGAACAAUAAUUUCUUUGGACACUUCACAAAUGAACCGGAUUCUCUGGGUUGAUGAGAACAAUCUGACAGCUCACGUAGAGGCUGGGAUAACAGGACAAGAGUUGGAAAGACAGCUUAAAGAAAGUGGUUAUUGUACAGGUCAUGAACCAGACUCCCUGGAAUUCAGCACUGUGGGAGGAUGGAUAUCGACUCGAGCAUCAGGCAUGAAGAAAAAUAUCUAUGGCAAUAUUGAGGACCUGGUGGUUCAUAUGAAAAUGGUAACACCUAGAGGAGUAAUAGAGAAAAGCUCCCAAGGACCUCGUAUGUCAACAGGCCCUGAUAUCCAUCACUUCAUCAUGGGAUCUGAAGGAACUCUUGGUGUAAUAACAGAAGCUACAAUAAAAAUCAGACCAACCCCUGAAUACCAAAAGUAUGGCUCGGUAGCUUUCCCUAAUUUUGAACAAGGAGUAGCCUGUUUAAGAGAAAUUGCAAAGCAGAGAUGUGCUCCUGCAUCUAUCCGCCUCAUGGACAACCAGCAGUUUCAGUUUGGUCAUGCUCUUAAACCUCAGGUCUCCUCUAUUUUUACAUCAUUUUUGGAUGGAUUAAAAAAGUUUUAUAUUACAAAGUUUAAAGGAUUUGAUCCGAAUCAACUAAGUGUAGCCACAUUACUGUUCGAGGGGGACCGUGAGAAGGUUCUUCAGCAUGAAAAACAAGUAUAUGACAUUGCUGCAAAAUUUGGUGGUCUGGCAGCUGGAGAAGAUAAUGGACAGAGGGGUUAUUUGCUGACUUAUGUCAUUGCAUACAUGCGUGAUUUGGGUUUAGAAUACUAUGUAGUAGGAGAAUCUUUUGAGACUUCUGCUCCUUGGGACAGGGUUAUAGAUCUGUGUAGAAAUGUAAAAGAGAGGAUAAGAAGGGAAUGCAAAGAAAAGGGUGUUCAGUUUGCACCUCUUUCUACAUGCAGGGUGACACAGACGUACGAUGCAGGUGCAUGUAUCUACUUCUAUUUUGCCUUUAACUACAGGGGAAUUAGUGACCCACUGACUGUGUUUGAACAAACCGAGGCAGCUGCUAGAGAUGAAAUCCUUGCCAAUGGAGGGAGCCUGUCACAUCACCAUGGAGUGGGCAAGUUACGAAAGCAGUGGCUAAAGGAGAGCAUCUCUGAUGUCGGCUUUGGGAUGCUAAAGUCUGUCAAGGAAUAUGUGGACCCCAGUAACAUCUUUGGAAACAGAAACCUUUUGUAACUCCAUGGAUAGCAUUAUGAAAAAUGUUACCUUUUUAAAGUCAUCAGCUAUGGUUAUACCAGUAAUCAAAUAUAUCAAGGACUGUACAUUUGUUUGUUGGUUUCAAAUAAGUUGGUUUUUGUUCUGUGCUUUGUUUCUACAUCUAUAGAUUGACAGAUGGCGUUCCUAGGUCUCUCUCAUUGUAGAUGUACCCGUUUAUAGCCAACUAACUGGUUGUCAUUUCAGAUUUUAGUCAGGCAGCACAAGGCUGUCCGUUAUCUGAAGAAGAUGCUGCCAGCUGUUUUAUGUGCUCCUCUAGGUGAGCCGAGGCAGAUGGUGUCAUCUGCUGCUCAUCUAGCCUCUCCUCUGUUGUGUCCUUUCUUAAACAUUUCUCUAAAGCAGAUAUCUAGCAAAGAUUCUGCUGGGGAGAGAUAUUUGUGUGUUGUUAAAAUUGUCCUUUCCUGGGAGUAGGCCAUUGAGGGAGAGGACACUCAGGCCAGAGCCAGCAGUCUGUUACUAGCAUGCCUUCAUCUGUAUAAGGUGCUCAGCCUAAGCUUUGCUUGAAGUGAAUACACAAUUACAAACUUAAAUUGCCAACAUACAAAUUACUCUGUGAGCAGACACAUUUUUGUCCUCAUGUCUGUUUCUAGUAGGUGUGAGUUGUAUUUGUGUCACUGUGAGUAACCUGUUGUUGUGUCCUACACCAUCCGUAGCAUGCUUUGUAAGAAAAGCUGCCUUAGCACAGGCGAUGGGCAGGUUUACCAUGAAUUGAAGGCUAUUGUCCGUCCCCCAGUCCGCAUGUCAUGCUGUCUCAUGCUUGUUGCCAAGCUGCACAGGCAGCUGCAGCAUGGACAAAAGGAAGGCUCCUGAACCUGCUGUCUCCAGUUUAAAGAAUUAUUUGGCUAAAGAAACAGUCGUCAGUUGACUCUUAGAUUUGAAAGCCUCUAUAAUUUCAAUGACAACAAUCUUUUUUUCUAAUUAGCCACAAAUAGCCUGAUAAAUUUUCAUGGAAAAUUAGUUUCAAUUCAGUUCUUAAUAAUGGUUUAAUGACUUUUUGAAUUACUGGUUUAACCUAAAUUUUAAAAAUGUAUUACUGCAUAUGCCAUAAUCACAAGUUUGAAAUAUCCUAUUUCUUAAAUAAAAGAGACUAUUAAUCACAUUUAGCAGACAUUUUUACACUCACAACUGGAUAUUGAAAUAAGUGGAACAAUUGCUUUAAAUCAUUGUUGAGGUUUCUGAUUCACAUUGUGAGAUGGGUUCUUUUCUUAAUGCAAUAUCUAACUUUUGAUAAUUUUUUUAAAUAUUUAAUCAGAUAAUGUAAGUCAAACUGCAAACGAUCCUUUAAAAGGACACAUUGUUUGUCUAUGUAGCCACAGCUCCAAAUAUAUUGGGGCAGUUUGAUACCUUUUAUAUCUGAAGUAGCCUUAAACAGAACAGUGAAAAUUUAAAAUUGACAAAAUGAUAUUUUUAAGACUUCAAAAUGAUAAGUAAUUUUUAACUAUUAAAAUUGGCCUCAAACUAACAAAUUUAAAUCUGUAGGAAAAAUCAAUAUUAAGCAUUAGUUCAAUGUUUAUUUUUUGGAAGCUGCCUCUUUAUUGAUGAUUUAUUUUCAAUUAUAAAAUUUCCAUAUCUUUGAUUAAAGAUUUUGAUGGUUUGAAAUAGCUGGACACUCAAGGAAAUAGCCUUUAGAACUAUAAGAUUCUUUAUAAAAUGCAUCUCUUCAUGAAGGUGAUUCUCUAAUUGGUGAUUGAUAUGUAACAUUUAGUAAGAUUCCAACAUCUCACUGGAAGUGUAUACAUGUUUCCAAGUAAUUAUUUUUAAUAAACAAAUUUAUUAGCAUAUCCAUUUCCUUGCAUGUGAUUGUUAAAACCUUUUCUCCAAGGAGUUCAGAUUUCCACAGCCUUGGCAAUCUGUGCUGUAAGUGUAACUGUCACCUGAAGUAGUUGGAUUCACUGUCUGACAUGAACUUUAUGGAGGUUAGCAGUUUAUGUCUUUCUCUUUUCCUCUGUAUGCAGUCCUGACCAACCUUGAUUCUAUAAUGGUUACUACAUUUUUCAACAGGGAUCAUUUUGAGACACAAGAACAUUCACUAGUACUGUUUCACUCUGGCUGUAAAUCAGGAAGCCUUGCCACCCACUUCUGGGAGGUGCCUCCAGGUAGACUGUGUCUUUGGAGGAACAUGAGUUUAUGAAUAUGCACAAAGCACUUAUUAAACCUUGCCUCUUUCAGAAGUGUCUGCACGUGGCUUCAUGAAGCUAAACCUAGGAGAAUAUUGUUACCCAAAGCAUCUUAACUCAUAGGUUAGUUUCUUUAAAAGCCUGUUUGAUAUUCAGAAGCACCUAACACUGACCUAUCCUUAGAUUAGUUAUAUGUGUGAUAUUUUGCUUAAGUAUGGUGAUGUCACAUGUAGGUUGGGACUUUAGUGAGAUUUAAAUCCUAAAGACUCAAAUGGACAGGCUUUAUUGACCUUGGAGAAACUGUUGCCUUAAUGUGUGGUGUGAUGUAUAGUGGUGCAUAAGUGAAUUGAGUCUCAUGCUAUGUUCCUUGAGCCUCUUAUUUAGCUGGAAUGUGAGGCCACAUAUUUCUUGUGUCCAGUAUUUCAUCAAAGAAUACAGGAUUAAAUUCUGCUUACAUAUUGUAGGAAUAUUGAUCUAACAUUAUUUAUGAAUCUGAAAGCCUUCUAGUAUUCAUAUUUGUGUUAUUAGUUUAUUUUGGAAAACAAAAGUUCAAUAAAAGACAAGCUUCCAUCAGUGUGUAUAUUAUAUUAGAUAUAAACACAUGCAAGAACCCUCCCUUUUUCCCCCUCCAGAAUAUUGUAACCAAGUACUAGUUUGCAUAUUUGAAAAAGCCUUUCUGCAUGUUAGUCCCAGAGAUUUUCCUUUGUCAUAUUCUUUCGUACCAACAGCUUCUAACUAUAGCUGAUCAGAGAAGCUCUGAAGUGCUGACAUGAAGUGUGCUGCUCCAAAUGGAGCUGGGUUUGGUAUCACUGUCAGAACACAGUGAUGUAGAGGGACCCUUCACACCGUGGGUGACAAUGCCUGAGCAGCCACAGAUGCUGCCUAUGGAAGGUUUAUCUCCAGUUUGAGGAGCUCUGAGAGACACCAAUGAAUAGCUUUAGUAAAUUUGAGGGGUAUUUUCCCCCUCACUUCUUCAGUGAUUUUGAUUUUAACUGGGCUCCACUUGUGGCAGGGAGCACAGCAGGGAGCAUACAGGAGCAGGCUAGGACUGGAGAGUCUGAGUUUCUGCCUUUGGCUUUGUCCUUUGUGGAGGCUUAACUUGGCUCAGGGCUUUAUACUCCAGUAGGAGCCAUCUGCCUGCAGAUUCAUUUAAUUCUUUCUCUUUGCUGAAAAAAAGAAAAUCACUUCUACAACGAGAGGGAAAUCUAGAAAGUAUAAAAGUUUUCUUCAACUGUUGAAGUGUGUGUCUGACAUGAAGGAUGUAACCCAGCUUUCUGUUCUUAAGCCAAAUAGUGUUUGUCUUCAGUGUGAAACUUAACUGUAAAAACUGCUUGUAUAAUGUUAACAGAUUAUAGAAACAUUAUUAAUAAAAUGGACAUGGCCUAUGAUUUUUUUAAAUCAAAAGGAGGUGUGAAGCUGUUUUUUCUUCUGUUUGCAUAUAAGUCUGCUAAUGUAGCAUAAUCAAGACAAACUUAACUAUGACUAAAUCCCUUUGACUUUAUAGCUGAA
This is a messenger RNA of Cricetulus griseus (Chinese hamster), 5403 nucleotides long. The record is from RefSeq and is a predicted model, not a curated record. Lineage: Eukaryota; Metazoa; Chordata; Mammalia; Rodentia; Cricetidae.